Brachypodium distachyon (stiff brome) is the source of this 3792-nucleotide messenger RNA. RefSeq names its product LRR receptor-like serine/threonine-protein kinase. NCBI's taxonomy places the organism in Eukaryota, Viridiplantae, Streptophyta, Magnoliopsida, Poales, Poaceae. The transcript has 2 exons. The record is from RefSeq and is a predicted model, not a curated record. Gene Ontology annotation, biological process: protein phosphorylation. Bases 151 to 3537 code for a protein of 1128 amino acids. Gene Ontology annotation, molecular function: protein kinase activity; protein binding; ATP binding.
AGAUCUCCAAUCCUAAGCUCUUCCAGCAUAUACAAAUCAUGGGGUCUCCCCCUCUACAAUCCCAAUGCUAGUCCUAACCAAAGAGGCGCCACAUCAGACCACCAUCCAUCCACACAUCCGUCACCCACCUCACCACCGAGGCGGGCGCCAAUGCCGCCCCGCUCCCGCGCCGUUGCACUUGCACCAACGAGGCGGCUCGCGCUCCUUGUAUCAUCCGCCUUCGCCGCUCUUCUGCUCAUCAUCUCUCCGUGCCACUGCGUCAAUGAGCAAGGCCAGGCUCUGCUAGAAUGGAAGAAGUCGCUAAAGCCGGCGGGCGGCGCGCUGGACUCGUGGAAGCCCACGGACGGCACCCCAUGCCGGUGGUUCGGCGUGUCCUGCGGCGCGCGCGGCGAGGUCGUGUCCCUGAGCGUCACGGGGGUCGACCUCCGCGGUCCGCUUCCGGCUAGCCUCCCAGCGACGCUCACGACCCUGGUGCUCUCCGGCACGAACCUCACGGGCCCAAUCCCGCCUGAGCUCGGCGGGUACAGCGAGCUGACCACCGUCGACCUCAGCAAGAACCAGCUCACGGGCGCGAUCCCGCCCGAGCUCUGCCGGCUCUCCAAGCUCGAGACCCUGGCGCUCAACACCAACUCCCUCCGCGGCGCCAUCCCCGACGACAUCGGCGACCUCGUGAGCCUCACGCACCUCACGCUCUACGACAACGAGCUGAGCGGCACGAUCCCGGGGAGCAUCGGGAAGCUCAAGCAGCUGCAGGUGAUCCGCGCCGGCGGGAACCAGGCGCUCAAGGGCCCGCUGCCGGCGGAGAUCGGCGGGUGCACGAACCUCACCAUGCUCGGCCUCGCCGAGACCGGCAUGUCCGGCAGCCUCCCGGAGACGAUCGGGCGGCUCGAGAAGCUCCAGACGCUCGCCAUCUACACCACAUUGCUCUCCGGCCGGAUCCCCGAGUCCAUCGGCAACUGCACCGAGCUCGCCAACAUCUACCUCUACCAGAACUCCCUCUCCGGGCCGAUCCCGCCACAGCUCGGCCGGCUCCGGAAGCUCCAGACGCUGCUGCUCUGGCAGAACCAGCUCGUGGGCGCCAUCCCGCCCGAGAUCGGGCAGUCCGAGGAGCUCACGCUCAUGGACCUCUCGCUGAAUUCUCUGACCGGCAGCAUCCCGGCCAGCUUCGGCCGGCUGAAGAACCUCCAGCAGCUGCAGCUGAGCACGAACCGGCUCACGGGCGUCAUCCCUCCGGAGCUCUCCAACUGCACGUCGCUCACGGACAUCGAGGUCGACAACAACGCGUUAUCCGGGGACAUCCGCCUCGACUUCCCCAAGCUCCCGUACCUCACGCUGUUCUACGCGUGGAAGAACGGCCUCACCGGCGGCGUGCCGGCGAGCCUGGCGGAGUGCGCGAGCCUGCAGUCCGUGGACCUGUCUUACAACAACCUCACGGGCCCCAUCCCGAGGGAGCUCUUCGCGCUGCAGAACCUCACGAAGCUGCUGCUGCUCGAGAACGAGCUGUCGGGCUUCGUGCCGCCGGAGAUCGGGAACUGCACGAGCCUCUACCGGCUCCGGCUCAACGGCAACCGGCUCUCGGGAACGAUACCGGCCGAGAUCGGGAACCUCAAGAGCCUCAAUUUCCUCGACAUGAGCAGCAACCGCCUCGUGGGCCCCGUGCCGGCGGCCAUCUCCGGGUGCGCCAGCCUCGAGUUCCUCGACCUCCACUCCAACGCUCUCUCCGGCGCGCUGCCCGACGCCAUGCCGCGCACUCUCCAGCUCAUCGACGUCUCCGACAACCAGCUCGCCGGCCCGUUGAGGCCCGGCAGCAUCGUUUCGAUGCAGGAGCUGACGAAGCUCUACUUGGGGAAGAACCGGCUGACGGGCGGGAUACCCCCGGAGCUCGGCUCGUGCCAGAAGCUCCAGCUGCUGGAUCUCGGGGACAACGCCUUCUCCGGCGGCAUCCCCGCGGAGCUCGGGGAGCUCCCGUCGUUGGAGAUCUCGCUUAACCUCAGCUGCAACCGUCUGUCCGGAGAGAUCCCCACGCAGUUCGCGGGGCUCGACAAGCUCGGAAGCCUCGACCUGUCGCACAACCAGCUGUCCGGGAGCCUCGACCCGCUCGCGGCGCUGCAGAACCUCGUCGCGCUCAACGUGUCGUUCAAUGGCUUCUCGGGCGAGCUCCCCAACACCCCUUUCUUCCAGAAGCUGCCGCUCAGCGACCUGGCCGGCAACCGCCACCUCGUAGUAGGCGAUGGCUCCGGCGACUCAUCGCGGCGCGGGGCCAUUACUACGCUCAAAGUUGCCAUGUCCGUGCUCGCCAUCGUCAGCGCGGCGCUCCUCGUGGCAGCCGCCUACAUCCUCGCCCGCGCCCGGCGUCGCGGCGGCGGUGCUGGCGGCGGCAUCGCUGUGCACGGCCACGGCACGUGGGAGGUGACGCUGUACCAGAAGCUGGACAUCUCCAUGGACGACGUGCUCCGCGGGCUGACGACCGCGAACGUGAUCGGCACGGGGAGCUCCGGGGUGGUGUACAAGGUGGAGACCCCCAACGGCUACACCCUGGCCGUGAAGAAGAUGUGGUCGCCGUCUCCGGACGAGACGGCGGCAGCCGCGGCCGCCUUCCGAAGCGAGAUCGCGGCGCUGGGAUCCAUCCGCCACCGCAACAUCGUCCGGCUCCUCGGGUGGGCGGCGGCCAACAACGGCAGCACAGCCACGCGGCUGCUGUUCUACAGCUACCUGCCCAACGGCAACCUCAGCGGCCUCCUCCACGGCAGCGGUGCGAGCGUCGCCAAGCAGAGCGCGCAGCCGGGUUCCGACUGGGGCGCUCGCUACGACGUGGCGCUCGGGGUCGCGCACGCGGUGGCAUACCUCCACCACGACUGCGUGCCGGCCAUCCUGCACGGGGACAUCAAGUCCAUGAACGUGCUGCUCGGCCCCGCCUACGAGCCGUACCUCGCCGACUUCGGCCUUGCCCGCGUCCUCUCCGCCGCCCAGAGCAAGCUCGACGAUGACUCCUCCAAGCCAAGGCCCAUCGCCGGCUCCUACGGCUACAUGGCACCAGAGUACGCGUCGAUGCAGAGGAUCAGCGAGAAGAGCGACGUGUACAGCUUCGGGGUGGUGUUGCUGGAGAUCCUGACGGGGCGGCACCCGCUGGACCCGACGCUGCCGGGCGGCGCGCACUUGGUGCAGUGGGUGACGCAGGCGAGGAGGCGCGCCUGCGACGGGGACGGAGACGAAGGGCUCCUGGACGCGCGGCUGAGGGAGCGGAGCGCGGGGGAGGCGGGCGCGCAGCACGAGAUGCGGCAGGUGCUCGCCGUGGCCGCGCUCUGCGUGUCCCAGCGCGCGGACGACCGGCCCGCCAUGAAGGACGUCGUGGCGCUGCUCGAGGAGAUCAGACGCCCCGGCACCGCCGCGGCGGACGACUCGAAGCCCGCGCCCGCGGCGUCGUUGCCCGCUGCUGUCGCGGCCGCACCGGUGCUGUCACCGGCGCGCGGGGGCGCGCACUCAAGGGGCGUCUCGUCCAGCUGCUCCUUCGCCGGCGUGUCCGACUACUCUGCCUGAGAUCAUCGAUCCGACGCGCCAAAUUUUGGAUGCACUAUCAAGCUGUAGUGAUUAGUGAUGAGUAGCAGUGAGCCUGGUAAAUUUAGCAAUAGCAAGUGCUAGUAAUUAGUACACUCAAUAAUUUGUUGAUUAGUUAAGGAUGCGCUACUGCGGUACCAACCAGUGCUGUACUUAGGUGUAUUUCUUCUGCCCUUGUACAUUAACGUACAGUACCUGAGCAUUGCCAUUCCAGCACAGCAGCUUCUUGGUCUUUAA